This is a messenger RNA of Adineta steineri, 1365 nucleotides long. The record is from the annotation of a GenBank genome assembly. Lineage: Eukaryota; Metazoa; Rotifera; Eurotatoria; Adinetida; Adinetidae.
AUGAAAAAGCAGAACGUUCGUACCUUAACACUUAUUGUUUCGACGUUCAGCUAUUUGCUGGUUGGUGCGGCCAUAUUUGACGCGCUCGAAUCAAACACAGAAGAUUACUUGCGCAGACAAUAUCAAGCGGCCGAAGAAACUAUGCUCCUUUCAUAUAAUAUAACCCAUGAUGAAUAUGUUGAACUAGAAGAUAUUGUUAUCAAAUAUCAACCGCAUAAAGCCGGUGCACAAUGGAAAUUUCCAGGAGCAUUCUUUUUUUCACUUACUGUCAUUACAACUAUUGGCUAUGGUCAUUCUUGUCCUACUACAAUUUGGGGAAAAUCAUUUUGUAUGCUCUAUGCAGUUAUUGGUAUACCAUUGUGUCUUGUUAUGUUUCAAUCAGUCGGUGAACGUCUUAAUAAUUUUUCAAGUUGGUGUAUUCAAACAAUAAAAAAAUGUAUUAAAUUACGUCAAUGUGAAUCAACACAAACUGAACUUGUUAUUGUUGGUACUGUAUUAGCAGUUGGCGUUGUUACAGGUGGUGCCGCAAUGUUUCAUCAUUAUGAAUCAUGGGAUUAUUUUAAUUGUGUUUAUUAUUGUUUUAUAACAUUAACAACUAUUGGUUUUGGUGAUUUUGUUGCUUUACAAACCAAUGAAGCAUUAAAUACGAAUGUUUUUUAUGUUGUUUUAUCGAUGACAUUUAUUCUUUUUGGUUUAACUGUUGUUGCUUCAUCGAUGAAUUUACUUGUAUUAAGAUUUUUAACAAUGAAUACUGAAGAUGAACGUCGUGAAGAAAUUCAAUCAGCAGUUGCACGUAAUUCACUUCAUUUCGAUAGUGAUAUCAUUACUCCAAAUGGUACUCUCAUUCCAUAUCCAUCUCCUGAACAUUUCGAAUAUUUAUCUACUGAAUUAACACCAUCAGAAUCAGAACCAUGUCAUUGUUGUUCAUGUUUUAAACCGAAAAAGAAAGAACGUAAAAAAUUUACAGUUCGUCGUAUGCCCGGAAAAGUCACUCAUCUUGUACCAAUGCAACGUUUCGAUUCAAUUAUAGUUCGACGAACAAUAUCAAUGGGUAAACCGUCCACUAAUGAUUAUCAUUUACAAACACCAACGAAACCGCCACAAUUAACAAUGAGAUCAACUUCGAAAAAUAAAUCAUCUUUCGAUGAAUCAUUUGAUACUGGUUGGUCACCAUCACAACCUAUGCAUAUAUCUACAUCAAUUAAUUCAUUAAAACCGACAUAUGAACAAGCUACAAAUGUGAAUAAUACUAAUGAUCCUAAUAAUAUUCUUUCUUCAAAGAGAUUAGAAACAAUGUUAACUCGUUUUCAACAAGAUAUCGAAUUGACUUCAUAUCGAUAUAAUGUAAAACGAUCUUCUGUGUGA